Messenger RNA from Parnassius apollo (apollo), 1197 nucleotides. Lineage: Eukaryota; Metazoa; Arthropoda; Insecta; Lepidoptera; Papilionidae. The record is from the annotation of a GenBank genome assembly.
AUGAAACGUAAAUAUACACAAGGAUAUCGCGAUGAAUGGGAGCAAGAUCCCUUAUUAAAAAGUUGGUUAUGUAAAUCUAAGAUUGAUACGAUUUUCAAAACAUCAACCAUUUCGGAAGAAGUAAAAAAAGCAGAAAUCAGCAUUGUAGCUGCCUUAGUUGAACAUAAUAUUCCUUUUCGCGUAAUGGAUCAUGUAAGAGAAGUUAUUUCAAGGGCAUUUCACGACUCCGAAAUCGCAAAACGUUUUUCCUGUAGAAGAACUAAAUCUGCCGCAAUUGCCUACAACGUCUUAGGCAAUAACUUCGAGGAAAAAAUGCUUGCAGAAUUACGUCCAAGACCAGAAAAUGAAACUGAGAGAAGCCCAGUAUUUUCGCUCAUUAUCGACGAGAGCACAGAUGUCAGUACUACCAAGGUACUUGCAGUAGCAGUAAAGUACUACUCUGAAAAAUUGCAAUCUCCACAAACAAAAUUUUUGUGUAUGGUGGACUUAAAAGGUGAUACUGCGCAAGAUUUGUUUGAUAGUUUAACAUGUGCCUUAUCUGAAAAAAACCUUAUUAUAGCUAAUUUAAUAGGGUUCGCUGCUGAUACCACGAAUUCAAUAGAUCCAAGUUCAAGAAUGCAUUUCCUUCCUAUACAAAACAUGUACCUGGGCACAAACGUAGCAAUGACAUUGGAAUCAUUAAAAGAUGAUGUCCGAAUGAGAUCUAAAAUUGAGGAAUUCCUUAACAGAUCACCAUAUUACACCAUAGAUAUUGUUGAAACACAACAGCUAAACGAUAUGCACGAUUCUUCUCAAGAAGUAUUGGGUGCAAAAGAAGAUUCUGUGCAUCAACUUCAACAAGUUAAAGGUUCCAAAAGAAGGAUUUCACCUCUUCUGGUAUCUGACAUCACACCGAAAAAAAAAAUUUGUUUAACUGAAACAAUAAAGAAAAAUAUAAAUAGCAUCAGUGAUUCAAUAAUAAAAAGAAAAAACCAGAAGCAAAUGAAUGAAGAUACCAUAACAACGAAAAAAUUAGAAAUAUUGGAGGUUCAACUUCAAAAUGAACAUAUGAAAUUAGAAAAAAACAAAAUUUUGAUGGAUCUUGAUAUUGAGUUAAAGCGGAAUCUUUUAGAAAAUUCAAAAACGGACUUAGAAUUAAAAAAAGAAUCUUUUAGAAAAUUCAAAAAUGGACUUAGAAUUAAAAAAGAAGAAUUUUAA